AUGGCGACCAACGGCGAAACGCCCAAAAAGGAGUUGACUCCAGCGGCGGCGACAAGCACAGCCCCAGCAGCCACCAGAUCGACCUCGCCCAGAGCCGGCACACCUCCUGCAUCUUCCCUCCCCCAGAAGCGCGUUCUGAUGGAGGACGACCACGCGCCCGCCGUCCGGUCCCCGCUGAACCCAGACGCAAGGUCCGCCCCGGCCAGGGCGCAGUCUCUAGCUCGCGAUGAGCAACAACCGUCUGGCGUCGCGGCGCGCGAGAAGCGCACCAAGAAGGAGUCGUUAAAGAAGCGCGAGAGCAAGGGCGUCGUUGGUGGCCCAGGUGGUUCGGCGACGGCCGAGAGCUCGAGAGCCACGCCUGAUCCCAGACAAAAGGAUCAGAGCCCCCUCGACCCAAACAAAGCCGCUCCGGCGCGGUAUCCGCAGCUGCUUCCCGCCAUGAGGAGCGGCGACUUUGAGCCUCCUCGUCCGCCUACCUUUACAAGUCACCAUGAAGUUAUAGGGCCUGAUGGUGAGACCAUUGAGUUUGGUGAGACGACAGAGCAAUCAGUGAACAGAAAAGGUUACGUCUACAACUACUGCAUAGCCGAUCCAGCGUUUCCCUCCAUGGUCUACUACCGUCACACCGACCAGCUCCCAUACACCGCCCAUCUAAGUGUGGAAGACGCAGCACAACAAAUGUACUUUGACCGGUCCGCCAUGCACGUCACUGGUGAACUGGGCUUUCGAAUGGCGCGGGCCAAUGUGGGAGUGCGCGAGGGCCGCUGGUAUUGGGAAUGCAAGGUGACGCGUGGUGUGAUAAACCCCGAACGCAGCAAACAAAAAUCUGCAGAAAAUGAUGGCGAAGGAGAGGCGAAUGAGACCAAGUCGCACGGCCACGUGCGGAUCGGUUGGGCGCGCAGGGAGGCCUCGCGGGAUGCGCCGGUCGGUCUGGAUGCAUACAGCUAUGCGAUACGUGACGUUGGCGGCCAGAAGGUGCAUAUGUCGCGACCAAAGGACUUUUUCCCGCCUGGAGAGGACGUGCGGGAAGGCGACGUCUUGGGACUGGAGAUAUGCCUUCCGUCGGAGCAGUUGCACCGCAAGGUUGUUCAGGGCCACUACAAUCCCGCCGUUGAUCUUCUAGACGAGGAGACACCAGACCCCCACGCUGCUGCAGAAGCGUCCAACAUUGUGCGGGAGCGGGUGGUAAUACGGGGAAAGACGAACCUUUUCUCCGAAGUUUUCGACUACCACCCGAUCAAGGAGUUGGAAGACCUCAUGAACCCGUCGCCAAUGGCUGCAGCCGGCGCCGGACACGGCCACUUGUCAGAAAGGCCCAACCCAAACCAUCGUGUCCCUUGUCUGCGGACACUGCCCAAGUCUUAUAUCAAAAUCUACAAAAACGGCGUCCUCAUGGGCACUCCAUUCGAGGACCUCUUGAGCUUCUUGCCCCCAGCCUCGACGCCGAAUGCAAAACUGCAAGACGGCGCCAAGGAGGGUUUCGAUGACGGCACGGUGGGUUACUACCCAGCAGUCAGCGUUUUCCGUGGAGGCGCGGCCGAGGUGAAUUUCGGCCCCGAUUUCUGGUACCCGCCGCCGGGGUAUGGGAGCGCAACAUCUGCGCCGACGACAAACGGCGACGUGGAGAUGACGGAUGCAGACGCCAGCACAAGUACCCAGCCGGCAGCUCCGGCAAAAAUCAAGCCUAUGUACGAGCGAUACAAUGAGCAGAUAGCCGAGGACAUCGUUUACGACAUCAUAGACGAGGUGCAUUUCUGGGUCCAAGACGGCCGCAAGGCGGACGGGAAUCUGGAUGGGGUCGACGCGGCAGAUCGGAUGCAAGAGGACUGA
Messenger RNA from Pyricularia pennisetigena, 1830 nucleotides. RefSeq lists its product as uncharacterized. Gene Ontology annotation, cellular component: Set1C/COMPASS complex. NCBI's taxonomy places the organism in Eukaryota, Fungi, Ascomycota, Sordariomycetes, Magnaporthales, Pyriculariaceae. The record is from RefSeq and is a predicted model, not a curated record. Gene Ontology annotation, molecular function: transcription cis-regulatory region binding; protein binding. The coding region runs from base 1 to 1830 and encodes 609 amino acids. The transcript is spliced from 2 exons.